ACAACUUGUGGGCGGUGCCAUGGACCGGACCUAGACAGACGGCCCAGCCCCUACUCUGAGUACUCUCUCAAGAGUCUCGAGUCUCGAGUCUCGACCUUCACUAACUGGUUUAUACCCCAAUUUUUAUUUGGGUAGAAAUGUCCAUGACUUGAUCUGCAGAAGGUCGUUGCGUUGCUGCUUUGAUCCCUCCCUCCAAAAAGUAUCAGCAGGUUAUUCCUUCAAUAUCAAUGAGGUAGCACCUUAAACUUCUCUGAAUUUAUUCAAUUUUGUUUAUACUUUUGAAGAACAAAAAAAAAAUGUCGAAUCCCCCACAGAGAAUCAUCAAAACUCUUCUCAAAUUUCACCUCAAUGUAAUUCACAAUCAAACCCAGAUUUCUUCUUCAAUCACAAAACCCUUGAGUCAAAAUGCACGUAGGUUUUCCACUAAUUUGUCAAAUGGGUUCGCAAAUUCAGCUCUUAAAGCUUCCAAAACCUAUUUAAAUCCUUGUUUUCCAUCUUCAGUUUCAAGACCCAUUUCCUCAAAUGGUGUUUUAUGCCCUAGAUUAAGCUCUUGGAAGUCAUCUUUUGGGGUUUAUUGUAGGAAUUACUCCGUUGGUAAUGUUAAAGUGAAUGGGAUAUCUGUGAAAACCAUGGGUUUUGAGAAAUUGGUGUUUAAUCCACUAAGGAUUAGGCAGUUUUCUACCAAGAUGUCUAAUUUUGGGAGCAAGCUUAAUGCUGGUAAAAUGAAUAAGAACGCGGCUAAGAAAGUGGUUGAGAAGCCAUUGUCGGCAAUUAGCUCGUUGUUUGCGCGGUACAGGGGAGCUAUUGGGCUGCAAAUUGAGGGGUUCUGGAAGAGGAAUUUCUUGCUUAUGGUGGGGGCAGGUGGUGUGAUGGUUUGCAUUGUGUUGUGGAGGAUCAUGUUUGGGAUUGCUAAUACUUUUGUUGGAUUGUCUGAAGGAAUGGCCAAGUAUGGAUUCCUUGCUCUUUCCAGUGCCAUGGUUGCGUUUGCUGGCCUGUAUCUUCGCUCAAGACAUACAAUCAACCCAGAUAAAGUUUAUAGGAUGGCCAUGAAGGAGCUCAAUACAUCUGCUAGCAUACUUGAAGUUAUGGGUGCCCCUCUUGCUGGAACGGACUUAAGAGCAUAUGUGAUGUCAGGAGGUGGGCUUACAAUGUCCAAACUCAAACCCAGGCUGAGGAGUAAGCGUUGUUUUCUGAUCUUUCCUAUACGAGGAUCUGAUAAUAGAGGGUUAGUGAGCGUUCAGGUCAAGAAGAAAGAGGGCAAGUAUGAUGUGAAGUUACUAGCUGUUGACAUUCCAAUGGCAUCAGGACCCGAUCAGCGAUUAUUCCUGAUUGGAGAUGAAGAAGAGUACAGAAUCGGUGGAGGACUAAUCGGAGAGCUAAGAGAUCCAGUAGUUAGAGCAAUGGCUGCAACCAAGGAGUUGGAAGAGAGAGACGAUAUUGAGGCAGAAGAAGAUGAAGAAAGAGAACUACAUGAGGCUGAGAGGAAGCACCAUGAAGAGUUUGAAAGGCUCGAAAGAGAGAGAACCCAGUGAAUGAAUUGAGUUGGGGAUGAUUCUGUGGCUUGGCUUUUGGUUUAGCAGCCAUAAAACUCAGGUGUAUUUAACUGAGAACAAAUAGGAGGGAUUGAAGACUUGAAGUGUACCUUUGUUUACCUACCGGUUUGAAUGGAGCCCAUGCAUUUGGAGGUUUUCAUAUGCUCCUUUCUCUAAGGAAUAAACAAUAUGUUAACAUUUGUUUAAAAGGAUAUAUAGUGCGGCUUUACUAAAAUACACAUUUUAAUAAUUGCACCCUUCGACUUUCUUCUUAUUGGUCAAUGUAAUAGGUGUAUCACAUUGUAAAAGUAAUACUCCCUUGUCACUUCUGUAAACACAAAUUUCAGAGUCUGCAAAAAUAAGGGAAUCAAAAUAUGUGAACAAAAUAUAAUUUUAUUGAUUUUUGUA
Molecule: messenger RNA, 1940 nt
Organism: Spinacia oleracea (spinach)
Lineage: Eukaryota; Viridiplantae; Streptophyta; Magnoliopsida; Caryophyllales; Amaranthaceae
Exons: 4
Coding region: 297-1532 (411 amino acids)
Cellular component (GO): intracellular membrane-bounded organelle
Source: RefSeq, a predicted model, not a curated record